AUGAUCGGACGCGCAUUAUGGGUAUGUAAGACCCGGGCAGGAAAGAGGGGUAACAAGCCUGGGAUUCUGCCUUUUCUAUGCGCGGUGAUAGCGUGCUCAGCCCUGUCGGCUCUGCUUUUCGUGGACUUCAUUGAAUCAUGGGUCACCUCCAUGGGAAUGAACACUGUGGUAGAGCCGCACAUCGGGAUCAUCCCACCGCAAAGCGUCCCUCCUACCAGACCAGAGGAAUUUUUGCUCAUGCCUAGCCCACUUGUGUGCCAACGUGCCAAGCCUUACCUCAUCAUGAUGGUUACUUCGGCUCCUGCCAAUCAGAGGGCUCGCCAAGCCAUCAGGGACACUUGGGGAGGGGAGGUGGAGGUGAGAGGUCUGCGGGUCAUGACCCUCUUCAUGGUCGGUGUGGCGUCUGACCCCGGACUGGCUAAGCUGCUGAUAGAAGAGGCUCGGGAGAAGGGAGACCUGGUUCAGGGGCGUUUUUUGGACACGUACUCCAACCUCACCCUUAAGACUCUGUCCAUGCUGGGCUGGACCCGGAGGUUCUGCCCUCAGGCUCACUUCAUGGCCAAAGUGGAUGAUGAUGUCCUGUUCAAUCCCAGCUCUCUCCUACACUUUCUGAAUAAGAGCCGUAACCCCUAUGAACAAGGAGACUUGUACCUUGGCAGGGUGCAUCUCCAUGUGGCUCCCGACCGGGACCCGGACAGCAAGCACUACCUACCCUCAGGAGCCUACCCUCCUUCUGUCUUUCCAGACUAUUGCAGUGGCACAGCCUAUGUAUUGUCCCGGUCUGCAUUGCUCAAAAUUUCCCUGGCAGCCUCUGCAUCACCGUUAUCCACACCUCUUCCGCCCGAGGAUGUGUUUGUAGGCUUGUGUGCCCGGGCAGCUGGAGUGCUCCCCUCACACUGCCCUCUCUUCUCCGGUGGACCAAGUAUGCCGUACGGACGCUGCUGCUAUCAGGCCAUGGUGUCCAUCCACCACAUCCCACCCAGAGACAUGCUGCACUAUUGGGCUGAUGUGCAUUCACCACCUCCCUGCUCCUGGUUGAAUGUACGUGCUUCUUUGGGGAUUUGCAAAGUCCGGGCGAUGCUGGGCACAGCUCUGGGAUUGGAGCAAGGAUUGUGA
This is a messenger RNA of Maylandia zebra (zebra mbuna), 1116 nucleotides long. It is a transcript of the gene b3galt4, whose product is annotated as UDP-Gal:betaGlcNAc beta 1,3-galactosyltransferase, polypeptide 4. The record is from RefSeq and is a predicted model, not a curated record. Gene Ontology annotation, molecular function: hexosyltransferase activity. Gene Ontology annotation, cellular component: Golgi membrane. Gene Ontology annotation, biological process: protein O-linked glycosylation. Lineage: Eukaryota; Metazoa; Chordata; Actinopteri; Cichliformes; Cichlidae.